Dufourea novaeangliae is the source of this 3114-nucleotide messenger RNA. RefSeq names its product xenotropic and polytropic retrovirus receptor 1-like. Gene Ontology annotation, cellular component: Golgi apparatus; plasma membrane; cytoplasm. Gene Ontology annotation, molecular function: zinc ion binding; inositol hexakisphosphate binding. The record is from RefSeq and is a predicted model, not a curated record. Lineage: Eukaryota; Metazoa; Arthropoda; Insecta; Hymenoptera; Halictidae. Gene Ontology annotation, biological process: phosphate ion transport; cellular response to phosphate starvation. Bases 148 to 3114 code for a protein of 988 amino acids. The transcript has 18 exons.
UACCUAUCGUAAAUAAUUCAAUUCGUUUUCUCAAAAUAACUCAGUAUGAUUCCUGUUGACGAACCAUUCGUUUCAACGCUUGUAUUUUACUGUGUCUAUUGAAACACAACCGCUAGGAUUAUCAAGUGAUCCCAUUGACGAAAGAAAAUGAAAUUCGCGGAGCACUUAAGUGCUCAUAUCACACCAGAAUGGAGAAAACAAUAUAUAAAUUACGAGGAAAUGAAAGCAUUAAUCUAUGCAGCUGUAGAGCAGGCACCAUCAGCAGACACAACAGAGUCACAUGUAUUAGAACGUUAUUUUAAUAAGUUUGAUGAAAAGUUCUUUCAUUACUGUGACAAGGAGUUAGCAAAAAUCAAUACAUUUUAUUCAGAAAAGUUGGCAGAAGCUACACGCAGAUUUGCAUCUCUGAACAAUGAAUUAAGUGAAAUUUUAUCAGUUUCUGAAGACAAACAAGGAAACCGCAAAUCCAGAUACCGUAACAAUAUCUUACAUAAGAAACCAGUCUCAGCACGCAAGUUGCAGGAAUUGAAAUUAGCUUUUUCGGAAUUUUAUCUGUUUCUUAUUUUGCUUCAAAACUACCAGAAUCUUAAUUUCACUGGUUUCAGAAAAAUAUUGAAGAAACACGAUAAACUUUUAAAUAUAGAUCUUGGAGCAAAAUGGAGGGCAGAGCAUGUAGACACAGCCUUGUUUCAUACCCACAAGGAUAUAGACAGACUAAUCGCGGAAACGGAAGCAUUGGUCACCCGGGAUUUAGAGCAGGGUGAUAGACAGCGUGCCAUGAAACGUUUAAGAGUCCCUCCACUUGGAGAACAACUGUCUCCAUGGAUUACGUUUAAAGUUGGAAUCUUUUCUGGGGCUUUCAUUGUACUUUUCAUAGCAGUAAUACUUUCAGGUGCACGAUAUAAAGAUAAUAAUAAUUGGCGAGUUUUAUGUAGAUUGUAUCGUGGGCCACUACUUAUGAUUCAAUUUUUCUUCCUUAUGGGUAUAAAUGUCUAUGGGUGGAGGUCUUCCGGUGUAAAUCACGUUUUAAUAUUCGAACUUGAUCCUAGAAAUCAUUUAUCGGAACAGCACAUAAUUGAAAUGGCAAGUGUGUUUGGGCUUGUUUGGUCUUCGUCGGUAUUGGGUUUCUUGUAUAGCGAAACAUUGGGAAUACCACCAUUUGUUCAACCUGUUUUACUGUACACGCUGUUGGCUUUAUUUUUAUUUAAUCCAACAAAAACGUUGCGACACGAGGCCAGAUUUUGGGCACUUCGGGUUUUGGGUAGAAUAUUUUGUGCUCCCUUCUUUUAUGUUGGAUUCGCUGACUUUUGGCUCGCCGAUCAGUUAAAUUCCCUACAUACUGUUUUUUUAGAUUUCCAGUAUUUUGUUUGCUUUUAUGUACAAAAUUCUUCGUGGACAAACGUUACAGAUGCAGAAACUUGUAUAAUGCGUGAACUAUCAAUGAGACCAUUCGUGGCUUGUCUACCAGCUUGGUUUCGUUUCGCGCAAUGUUUGCGCCGAUACAGGGACACAAAAGAAGGCUUUCCUCAUCUUGUAAAUGCAGCAAAGUAUGCGACCAGUUUUUUCGUUGUAGUUUUCUCAUAUCUACAUUUGACUAACGCUAAGUAUUAUGUAAUGUCGACUGAGAAUCCUUAUUUCUAUUUGUGGAUAACUGCAAGCAUAAUGAGUUCUUGUUUCGCUUACACGUGGGACGUAAAGUUGGAUUGGGGAUUAUUCGAUAGCAACGCGGGAGAAAACAAAUUUCUCAGAGAAGAAAUUGUAUAUUCUUCUCCGUACUAUUAUUACUUUGCCAUAAUUGAGGACUUUAUACUCCGUUUUGGCUGGGCUUUUUCUUUAUCCUUAACUGAAAUGGGAUAUGUGCAUGCAGACUUAAUGGUCUCCAUAGUUGCACCACUGGAAGUGUUCAGAAGGUACAUUUGGAAUUACUUUCGACUGGAAAAUGAACACCUGUACAACGUAGGCAAAUUCCGAGCAGUUCGGGAUAUCUCCAUAGGGCCUUCUAGACAACAGGAAGACAGUGAGCCGAAGCUCACCGACAAGAUGUCCGAGAAAGUUAAGGAAAUUGCUGACGAAGAGAAUUCUGUUACGAUGCUGGACGUACUUCGAGAGGAGAAGCAGUUAGAGGACGAUGCUUGUGCGGUUCUGGGCGCAUCCGACGACAAGAAUUGCACUUACAGCAAGGGAUAUACACGGCAAGCCUUGUACGCAUGCAAGACUUGUUGUUCGAAAACAGUACGAGCCGCUGUGUGUCUCGCUUGUAGUUUCCAUUGUCACGAGGGUCACGAACUCGUCGAACUUUAUACCAAACGGCAUUUUAGAUGCGAUUGUGGCAAUUCCAAGUUUGCAGAGAAACAGUGUAAUUUGGAUGCGUCCAAAGAUCCUCUAAACACAGAAAAUCAAUAUAACCACAACUUCGAUGGACUGUAUUGUAUUUGCAAAAGACCAUACCCAGACCCGGAAGACACAGUAGACGAUGUGAUGCUACAGUGUGUUAUUUGCGAGGACUGGUAUCAUUCUCUGCAUCUUGAAAACGAAAGAGGUAUGCCGGCUGAUGGAGCUUACGAUGAGAUGAUUUGUGCAGGUUGUAUGAAGAGGAAUGAAUUUCUUUGGAAUUAUGCAAGCAAAUACGCCGUAUUUUCAACAACAGGUACUUCGUCUGGAGAGAAACCAGUAGAAACCGUCGACGUUGUUGGCGUGACUACAGGUUGUACAAUGCCGCAGAAUAAAAUGCUACUGAAGGGAAGUUGUUUUUGGUCUGAAGGAUGGAGGAGCGCUCUUUGCACGUGCGAAGUCUGCAAGAAGAUUUACCAAGAGAACAGUAUUAUGUUUCUACUCGAUCCAACGGACAGUGUGCACGCUUACGAGGAGGCGGGUAAAGUUAAUAGUCAAGAAUCUCGAUACGAGAAAGGUAUGAAGGCCCUUGCUACCUUGGGUCGUGUCGAACAACUAACGGCCAUUGAAGAAUACAACAACAUGAAGGAACGAUUGAAGCAAUACUUGCAGAAAUUUGCUGAAAAUAAAAAGGUUGUAAGAGAGGAAGAUAUAAAAGAAUUCUUUUCGGAGAUGGAGUCUAAAAAACGGCCAAAGGUUGUGGUGCCGACUUAUUGUCGUUGA